AUGAACGAUGCGACCACUUCCUUGCUCACUGAGCACCUCAGCUACACCCCUUUGUCGCUCAUAGAUGAUAUUAUCAACUCGAUCAACAAUCUGAUCUACCAGGCCAUCUCGAGCUUGGAAUCUGGUCUACUUGCCACACCGCCCGAGCGCCUGGGUUUCGCGCAUGCCAGCAAUGGUUCCACGAUCCCCGACACCGACGAAGAUGGCAAUGUGGUGUACCCCGAAGCAAAGCUAGAAAUUGAGAAUGGGCUGCACCAACUAGAGACAUUGCUGGAAGCAAAUGUUGACAAGGCAUUUGACAAAUUCGAAAUCUAUUUGCUGCGCAACAUCCUUACGGUACCCGAAGACCUGCUCUCUUGGGUGAGACUGAAGCAUUACGAGGGUCUCUCUUUCACUUCCACACCAGACACGCCCACUCCCGAGACCAUCCAUGCGCAGCGCAAAAAAUUACUUGAGACCCGAAAACUUAACCAGUCCUUGAAAACCGAAUGCGCUCGGAACGAGGCCGUCAUUUCUCAACUACAGUCUAUCCUGUCGACUGUAGACACGGCGAAAUCGGAGGGUGCGGCCGAGGAUGCGAAGGCGACUGCACGCGGACAACUCAGUUUGGCCUUCUUGACCUCCAGCCCAGCUGCGCGCCAGUUGCGUGUCGGUGUUGAUGCCGGAUCCAAUACCAAGCAUACGCCUCUUACUACAAAUACGACCUUCAUCCUCUCGCAACUGCCCGCAUUGCAAGCCACUCUUGAGCAGCUCCGGCCGAGAUUGGCGACCUUGCCUAGCGCUACGGUUGAAAUGGAGUCCAAAACUAAGAGAGAUGAACGGAAAGAAUACAUUGAGAGCCGGAUCAGACUUCACCUCGAGCGAGCAGGCCAACUGGCAAUGGGCAAUGAUGGCAACCCGGUUGUCGCGGGCCGUCGCAUUGACAUCUCCGAGGCGCAUGCCUUGGAGAACGUGGCCAAUAUGUUUACGCAAGGGCAAGACAAGUCCGUGUAA
This is a messenger RNA of Penicillium alfredii, 993 nucleotides long. RefSeq names its product MIND complex subunit MTW1. Gene Ontology annotation, cellular component: nucleus; chromosome, centromeric region. The coding region runs from base 1 to 993 and encodes 330 amino acids. NCBI's taxonomy places the organism in Eukaryota, Fungi, Ascomycota, Eurotiomycetes, Eurotiales, Aspergillaceae. The record is from RefSeq and is a predicted model, not a curated record. The transcript is spliced from 3 exons. Gene Ontology annotation, biological process: protein localization to kinetochore; kinetochore assembly; mitotic sister chromatid segregation.